Mus musculus (house mouse) is the source of this 4069-nucleotide messenger RNA. It is a transcript of the gene Zfp263, whose product is annotated as zinc finger protein 263. Gene Ontology annotation, biological process: negative regulation of transcription by RNA polymerase II; regulation of DNA-templated transcription; positive regulation of transcription by RNA polymerase II. Gene Ontology annotation, molecular function: sequence-specific DNA binding; sequence-specific double-stranded DNA binding; transcription cis-regulatory region binding. Gene Ontology annotation, cellular component: cytosol; nucleus. Bases 1588 to 3144 code for a protein of 518 amino acids. The transcript has 6 exons. NCBI's taxonomy places the organism in Eukaryota, Metazoa, Chordata, Mammalia, Rodentia, Muridae. The record is from RefSeq and is a predicted model, not a curated record.
CUUGUCCUGGGUGGACCGUGAGUACGUGGUGAGACCCGACCCAAUGGGAGACAGCGCAAGGGAAACGUGAACCGGAAGUCCGUCCUGACUAGCGGCCGUUGGCUUAUGACGCCUAACUCGCGUGCUGAGGCUUGCGACCCGGGCCCUGCGACUUAAGUUCUGUGCGGGCCUGAGAAGCCGGUCAGGUGGCGACGCUGCAGGCCUGAUAUUGCUGAGAUUGUGACCUGGGUUCCUCCGGCGGGAUUUGGAGCCCGGAGUCUCUCGGUUGCUGCAGCCGUGGCCUACUGCUGUACAGAACCCAGGGCGUCUCUCAAGGCGGACGUAGCUGGUGUCGGGACCUAGGCUGGUGUCGGGGCAUGACUAUGGCUGCGGGCCCAAGCUCGCAGGAGCCAGAAGGGCUCCUCAUAGUGAAACUGGAGGAGGACUGUGCCUGGAGCCACGAGGUACCCCCGCCUGAGCCAGAGCCCAGCCCGGAGGCCUCCCAUCUGCGAUUUCGACGGUUCCGCUUUCAGGACGCCCCGGGUCCCCGGGAGGCCCUUAGCCGGCUUCAGGAGCUUUGCCGCGGGUGGCUGCGGCCGGAGAUGCGCACCAAGGAACAGAUCCUGGAGCUGUUGGUGCUGGAGCAGUUCUUGACUAUCCUUCCCCAGGAGAUUCAGAGCAGGGUGCAGGAGCUGCGCCCAGAGAGCGGCGAAGAAGCAGUCACUCUUGUGGAGCGUAUGCAGAAAGAACUUGGGAAACUGAGGCAACAGGUGACAGCUGUUUUACCCGUGGUUUGGCCCGGAAGUCAUUGUGCUAGCCUCUUCUGUAGUCGAAUAUACUUGAUCGUCCUGAGUACACUUUACAGGAAGGAGAGGGAUUUUUUUGUAGCUUAUCCUUUCCUUCCAGAUUGUUCCCAUAUGACGACAGUAGGAAGUGAGGAGCACUUCCACCAGUAUUUAGUUAUGUAGUUAGAAAGCUUCUCACAGGCCUCGUGACUUUGGGCAGACUACUUAAUCUGUUUCGUCCUGUUUUUCUGUUGGCUAAAGCACUGUCUGGGAAUAAUUUUGAGGACUUGGAGAAAAGUAUGUCGUUUGGAUGACACCUACUGCCACUGCUUUGAGGGGUUUGUUUUGUGACAAAGUCUUACGUAGCUCAAGCUAACUGACUCAGUGUGUAGUUGAGCUUGGCUGCAGAACAGUGGUGGUCCUCCACCUUCAGUCUCCCCAAAUUCCGAGUUCUAGGGUUACAGGCAGAGUCUAGAUAUGUAGCCCAGGCUUAAACUCGAGGCAAUCCUCCUGCUUCAGCCUCCCCACUGCUGAUUCCCACAGGCAUGUGCCACUAUCCCAGGCCUAUAUUUAGUGGAUAACACCCAGCAUAUCUUAGUCAAUAGUUUGCAAUACAGAACUGGAUCUCUGCUAAUUGAACUCUGAAAAACAGCUAAGCACCGAGGGGCUAUGGUCGCAGCCUGAUAAGUUCACCUUAUCUAGUAGUGAAACGUGGAAGCAUCUAGAACAGGUCACAAACCAAGGGCGGGGAGCAGAAGUGCUUUUGGAGGAGCCUUUGCCACUGGAAACAGCAGGAGAGUCACCGAGCUUCAAGCUGGAGCCAAUGGAGACUGAGCGAAGCCCUGGCCCCAGGCUGCAGGAGCUGCUAGACCCCAGCCCCCAAAGGGACUCCCAGGCUGUAAAGGAGAGGGCAUUAUCCGCUCCCUGGCUCUCUCUCUUCCCUCCUGAAGGGAAUGUGGAAGAUAAGGAUAUGACUGGGACCCAGUUGCCCGAGAGCCUGGAGGACAUGGCAAUGUAUAUCUCUCAGGAGUGGGACCAUCAGGAUCCUAGUAAGAGAGCUCUAUCAAGGUAUAUGGUACAAGAUAGCUAUGAGAACUCGGGGACUCUAGAGUCCAGCAUUCCCAGUCAGGAGGUCUCAAGCACCCACGUGGAGCAAGGAGAGAAGCUGUGGGAUUCAAGUGUCCAGACCUGCAAGGAAGGCAUGAACCCCAGAAACCCAGUUCCAGGAGUGGAAAAGUUUGAGAACCAAGAAAGAAAUGUUGAGUCUGUUUCUCCUGAAAGUACCCAUCCUCCAGUACUAUUGCCUGGCCAGGCUAGAAGGGAGGUGCCCUGGAGUCCUGAGCAGGGAAGACUUGAUGACAGAGAAGGACAUUGGGAAUGUCCCCCAGAGGACAAAAUAGAGGAGUCUUUAGUGGGAACCCCAAGUUGUAAAGGACUGGUGCAAGCAAAAGAACAGCCCAAGAAACUCCAUUUGUGUGCCUUGUGUGGCAAGAACUUUUCUAAUAACUCAAACCUAAUUAGGCACCAGAGAAUACAUGCAGCAGAAAAGCUGUGUAUGGAUGUAGAGUGUGGUGAAGUCUUUGGUGGACACCCACAUUUUCUGUCACUGCACAGAACACACAUAGGAGAGGAAGCUCAUAAGUGCCUUGAAUGUGGAAAAUGCUUCAGUCAAAAUACCCACCUCACCCGCCAUCAGCGCACCCACACAGGGGAAAAGCCCUUCCAGUGCAAUGCCUGUGGGAAAAGCUUCUCUUGCAACUCCAACCUCAACAGACACCAAAGGACACACACUGGGGAGAAGCCCUACAAGUGCCCAGAGUGUGGGGAGAUCUUUGCUCACAGCUCCAACCUGCUUCGUCACCAGAGGAUCCACACUGGAGAGAGGCCCUAUCGCUGUAGUGAAUGUGGCAAAAGUUUCUCUCGGAGUUCACAUCUUGUUAUUCAUGAAAGAACUCAUGAGAAAGAGAGACUCGACCCUUUCCCUGAGUGUGGUCAAGGCAUGAAUGACAGUGCCCCCUUUCUUACAAACCACAGAGUGGAGAAGAAACUCUUUGAAUGUUCCACUUGUGGGAAAAGUUUCCGGCAGGGCAUGCACCUUACCAGACAUCAGAGAACACACACAGGAGAAAAACCGUAUAAGUGUAUCCUUUGUGGGGAAAACUUCUCUCAUAGAUCUAACUUAAUCAGGCACCAGAGGAUUCAUACAGGAGAAAAACCCUAUACCUGUCACGAGUGUGGAGACAGUUUCUCUCACAGUUCCAACCGGAUUCGUCACCUGAGAACCCAUACAGGAGAAAGACCUUAUAAAUGUUCUGAAUGUGGAGAAAGCUUCUCUCGGAGCUCACGUCUUACAAGUCAUCAAAGGACUCACACUGGUUAGAAAUUGUAGGAUUUCUUUUUGCCUCAGUUUUGGCAGAAAACUGUCUUAUCCAGAGCUGAUAUUCUUUGCCCACUUUGGUGUAUUUUGCUGGUAAUUAAUAUAAAGAGAAAAUGGGACUUAUUUUAAGGGAGGUGCAGAGGUGAAAAACUAGCUUAAAACUAAAAAGUUCAGUCUUCAGAAGAGUUUAAGGUUCUUGAGGUAGCCUGCUCAGGGAUGGUUUCCUAUGAAAUCCAUCCUGUUUUCAGAUGCAUCAACCUUUAUUUUGACCCAGGUAUGGUUUGGAUGCUGUAUAAGUCUAGUAUUAAUCGCAUCAAUUUUGAGGAUACCUCUGGCUUCAACCCCUUAUUUGUGACAUUAAGCAGGAGAGUUUGGGCUCCUGAGGCCCUUGAGACCAAAGAAGGGCUAGGUCCUGGGACACCAAUUUAAGGUCAACAAGCCCUUAAAUUUAAGGUCAACAAGACCUUAGGUUGGGUUGGGGAGUAGGGGGUUGGGUUUUUUGUUGUUGUUGUUUGUUUGUUUUUUUGUUUUGUUUUAGGGCCCUGGCUGGGAAGUCCUGGGCAGUCCAGUUCUGCCACUGCAACACCCCUCUGAGUAGUUCGACAGGAGUGCUUAUUGACAUAAGAGGUGACCUCAGAAAAAAGGGAACUGGAGAGAUAGACAGUUACAAUGUGGAAUCCACAGAUGAACUCUGUGUUUUACAGAUUAAGGGUAUGUGAUUACAGUCUACCUUUCUAAAGAUUUGAGACUUUAUUCCACCUGUCAAAAGGUACCUAGAGCUCUGUAGACAUGAUUAUGAGUGGAGGGUUCCAUGAUUUCAUCAGAUACAAAAAAAAAAAAAAAAGAUCCUAGAGAAAAUAGGAAUUAUGUCUUUCUCUGUUGACAAUGUUUGGAGGAUUUAUAAUAAAUAUCUCCAAGGAAACAUGAA